Molecule: messenger RNA, 8800 nt
Organism: Phasianus colchicus (ring-necked pheasant)
Lineage: Eukaryota; Metazoa; Chordata; Aves; Galliformes; Phasianidae
Gene: VRK2
Product: VRK serine/threonine kinase 2
Biological process (GO): protein phosphorylation
Molecular function (GO): ATP binding; protein kinase activity
Source: RefSeq, a predicted model, not a curated record
CUUAUACCUUAUCCUUAUCUUACAAUUAAAAGAGGUAAUGGGCAAAACAUAUCCUUGUAUUGACGCUGAGUGAAGCUUUCUUGUUUUGUCCACAUCCUUAUCUUAGAUGCAUGUUCAUAUUUAGUAACGUAUACCAUAUCCCUACAAAAGAGAGUCUGAAUGGCAAGGAGAGCGCAGUAGAUGAUGAUACACAGAUUAUUGGUGCUGAGCCAACUUCUUUCUCUAUGCUUUUCAGCCUAGUUUCUAAUAGGUAUGCAGCAAAAUGUGAGAGUGGCCACUAAAAUUUCAGUGAGAAGCUAACACAGAAAGAACUGUAGAGAGGUGGGUAAGACAGGAAAGUGGAGAUGGAUUUGAUUCUCUGCCAGAUGUGAGCAGCACGGCCCUUUUAUAAAAGUAAAAGUUAACUUUUCUGGCUGUAUCUUUUAACAAGUAUUUUUACUGUAGUGGUGUAAAGAUUUUGAUGUGCAUUGUUAUAGCUUAAUUUGCCAUUAAGGGUACUCCAUACUCCAUUAAUCUAUACCAAUGUACUUGAGAUAUUUUACACUGUCUCUGCAAAAUGUGUUUACUGGAGAUGCAUUCCUUGGAAGGUUCACUGAAUCAAAGCUGCUGAAAGCCAUUACUAACCUGGAACCCUAGAACACUGGUAGUCUCUUUAGGUGCAGGGCUUCUAAUUAUGUAGGUGACAGUUACCAGUUGCUACAAGUUUUGUUCUGCAUCGUGAACACUUUCACUGUUUUUUCUAGUUGCUCUUUCCUGUCUGUGUGCCAUCUUGUCUGUUUCUCUGUUGACUUGUUCCUUCCCUUGGAUUUCUUUUGCAUUUUUAUUUUAACCAGGGUAAAUAGGAGAAGGCUGGCAAAUACUGAUUCCUCCCAAAGAGCAGACUUUCCUCUGCUGCCAGAAGCACUAGGAACUGUCUAGAGAUAUUCUUUCAAACAUUGCUUUUGUCCCAGCAAAAGCAAUACGGAUCAUACACUGGACCUACCUAUGCUCUGACAUGCUGGUUUUUGUUCCUGGUACUGAUUUGCCAUCCAAUACCUCAGACAGAACCAUUACCCCUUUGAUAAGGCAGGAACAGAAUGGAGAGCAACCAGGGGAGGACAUGACAUAUUGUUGGUCUCACAAAUAGGUUGUAGCCCUGUGGAGCACCAUGGCAGUACAUACGAAAAUUAAGCUAGAGUUGAGGAGGGUGCUACUGAGAGCCUUACAUUCUCUCAUUUAUCUUACUGAUUGCAGUCAGUAAUUAACAGCAGUCUUUAUAUAAAUCAUUCUGUAGUCCUGCUGCAAGGACUCUAUUAAUGCACAAUUUGGACAGAAAAUUUAAAUUCAGAAAGGUCACACAGUGUUUUGCUGGGACUCCAUUGUUGCAGUAAAACCUGGUGUAGACAGCAUUACCUGCUUUCAGACUUCUUUCUAACAAAAGCAGGUAGUUCUUCUUAAUACUUGUACUUAUAUUUUGUUAGAUUGUGUAUUUUACUUACUAUGUGGUAAAUGUCAUCUAACUGUAUUAUACCUGUAUAUUGCAAUAGAGCUUUGUAACUGAUAGGUAAAAAAGUUUUGAAACCAUUUUUCGUAGCUGGCUUUGCAGCAGGUGUUUGUGUAUUGCUGUUUGACUGCUAUAUUUGCAGGUGUUGUUACAAUAUGAGAAGCUCAGGAAAGCGAUAAUGCUACAGUCAGUGAUGUUCUUGUCCUCCUUGGUGAUCUGUCACUUGUAUAGCUAUUUUUUCUUCUCCAUUUUUUCUUUUUUUUCUCUCUGUUUUCCAAGAGGAGGCAAAAAAAAAAACCUAACCAAACAAAAAAACCUGCUUGUGCAGUAAACAGUGGUUGAAUGAAUGAGUGUAUUUUAAUACCAGCAUCAGAGAGAGCUGUAGUCAUUGUGGCCUCUUUUGACUUUGAGUUUGGACCACAGUUUGCUCUGCUGUUGAUACUUUGAGACCUGGUGUUUUGAGAAAUGGACUGAAUGGUCUGAAAUAUAGGUUUUUUCUAUUUCAGAAAAAGAAAUUUCCUUGGCUAAUUUGUACACCCUUGCUAGGGGGUAUAAUGUGCCAGGAAACGGAAGCAUUGAUUUCCGUUGUCCAUGUUCUGUCAUGUUCUUAGUGUUCAUUCCUUGGUUUGAGUUAAGAAGCAGACUUCAGUAAUUGGUUCUAGAGAAAUGAGGUACAUAAUUGCUUAAAUUAACUUCUCCAAAAUUAUUUACUGUACUGCAGCAAACAAAUUAACAAUGCAGUAACAAUAAUAUCUAACUGUAUAUGUUCAGGAUGAUCUUUAUGAAUUCAAUGGAAAGAAGAUUAUUAAUAGCAAACAAAGCUAUAAUUAAAAGCACUUGCAGGUGACUGAUUAGGGUUGGAUCUUUCUCAAACUUCAGGUGUGAAAGUGCUUUUCAGCAAAGCUCUCAUUGUACCUGCAGGUGUGAACCUUAGUGUGAAAAAGUCAUUGCCAGAUAAAUGCCACCUCAGGAAAGUAUUUUUUCUAGUCUCUAAUAUUAAACUUUAUGCAAUCUACUUGCUGUAUGUACACUGAUAGUUUUUCAUCCUAUAGGCAAACUGGUACAUACAGUUGGCCUCUUUUUGUUACGCAGCAGUUACCUAGGGCUGGUACUUGUUACAAGCUCAGAUUGCUCCAUCUGUUAGAGGAAAUUCUCCUGCUUCUCCAAGUUCUUGCUGGUGCUGCAAGAGCUCAUUACUAUUAUGCUUUAAUGUUCUGACACUUUUGUUUCCUUGUUUUUCCAUAUAUAUUGUGAUUUGGGAGCUGUUGUUUUGCUCUUUAUUUGUCCACUUUGUAGGAAUUCUGAUCAGAGACCAAGACCCUGACAUACUAGGUAAAACUAAAAGGGAAGAAGGCAGGUUUAUUAUUAUUUUUUCCCAGUGAAGAAAGUAUUUCAGAAUAGCAUUACAUGUAAAAGGAAAAACUGUGGUUGAAACAUGUGGCACUUGUUGCCUUAUGGAGGGCACUCUCUACAGCUGUCAUUGGCACCUGUAACCUACUGAAACUGGCAUCAUACCUUCUUAGUGGGCUCUAUGUCAAAAUGGCAGAUGGGCUAGAGCAGAACCUUGCCAGAAAACAGUUUGUGCACCACGUUUUGAAUAUUAGAGGCCUGAGCUCCUGUUUGAGAGUGCUGUAAGAGCAGACCAUGUAUAGCUUUUCUGCCUAGGGUUAAAGGAUGUAUCAUGCCUCUUCCAGCUUAGAGUAAUUAACUUUGAAAGGCAAAAGGUGGCUUCUGUUGCUGUGGAAUGCAAAACUUUAUUGAAUCACAAAGGUUUCACAGAGGUGUGUGAGCCAUACAGUGAAAUUUCCUACCAGUACUAAGAGUCCUUAACUUGGAGGCAAUCACAGGUAUCAGCAAAACGCUCUGACAGUUAAGCGCGAUUUUCUUUCAAAAAGCAGUUUACUUGUGUCUUGUAGAAGAUGAUUUCACAGGCAGGGUAGAUGGACAUGUAUGUGUAAUUCAUGUAAUAAAGCUACAUUUGUAAGUGUGCCUAGAAGAAGAAUGUAGGAAAAAAUAUUCAUAAACAUUGCUUGGAAAAGUGUGUGUCAAGGAAGUGAUGAUGCAUCAUCAGACACUUAAAGCACUGAAUGAUUUGGUUCUUGGGGAAACACUGAAUAUAAGGAAGUGUUGGGGAGGAAAGCUAAAAAGCAUGUUUUUUGCUUGCCUUUAAAUAUUAAUAUUCUUCAUAUGUAGGAUAUGUGUAAUUGUGUACUACAUAGCAGAUGCUGCUACUUAUUUAUUUGUUUACAUUCUGUUUUUAGUAACCAUAAAGCUGCAACUCGGAUUAUUUUCUGUUGUUAGAUUCUCUGAGCAGUGCUGUUGUCAGCCAUUGGAUUUAACAGCUCUUGGCUGACCUCAGUGGGAUCAGAGUUUUUUCAGUUUUUUUUUAUUGGUAGCCUGUAACAUCAGAUUGUGGUAUUUCUGAUUAGUUACCCACUGAAACAAAGCAAAAAUGUCAUGCUAACAACCCAAGAACUUCUGAAAUACUUCUUUCACGUUGCCAAAACAAAUAUAUCCUCAAAAUAUGCAGCAGUGGCAAAGACACCAGCUGUGGACAAGAGCAGGGAUAUUUUGCUAACUGCCAAAUCAGUGCUGUUUUCUUUUCCACCGUGUAAACUUUGUCAACAAAACUGGUUCUGUGAGAGCUAUUGAAAAUAUUUCACUGUAUUCCACAUGUGACUGCCACAAAUUAACUGCUAAAUCUGUAACAAGCACAUUUGAACUGGCAAAUAGAAUUGACAUGUUUCUUUGUCCAACUGCAUACAAUUGUGCUGAGUGGUUGUAGGAAACCACAGUUUCUGUUCUAACAGCUCUUUCUGUUAGUGUCAUAUUAACAUUUAUAAAGCUACGUUAAUUAAGGUUGUGGCACUCAGCGACAGAUUGGAUGAAAUUUGUGAUUCAGGUGGAUGAUAAGAUUGUAACUGCUGUGCCUAGGUGAAAUUAGGAAAUUCUGGACAACAUGAGGUAAGUUAUUUGUGGUGUUCUGUAGGCACUACAGUCAGAAGUAAUGACAAAGAAUAUGUAUCCUACCAUACUGCUUUGUUUCAGUAUUUCUGUACUUUUCAGUGGCAUGAGAGCUGUGAUUGUAAAAUGAAGGAGAGGAAAGAAAAAUAGAGCUGUGCCCUUUGCAAAUGUUUUAUUAGACUCUUCUUGGCUUGAGAUGAAAGCAGCCACAGCCCCCUGCACGGAUUCAUCUUGUGCCAGUGUUCCCAGUUAACAGUUAGGUGGACAGUGGUUUUGAUUGCGUGCAUACAUGAACACUCUUCCCCCCUGACAUGAGGAAACUGCAUCUGUAGUUCAUAUAAGCAACACGCUGUAAAGUGGAACUCUCACAUUUGUUGUGCUAUUUUAAGAUACCCUUUGCAAACAUAAUCUCACCGUAUAGUGCUUCUGGUACUCUGUGUGUACUUAUACGCCAUCAGAGACCUCCUACAUAUCAGCAUUGCUCUCCUGCAGGGUCUCUGCUUACUGUCCUGCAGUCUAGCAUUUAACUGAUUGUAAUAUUAUAAAUAGCCAUGUGCUACCACACAGAACGAGGCUAGCACAUGGCUAAUUACGAGUAUACAGUAAUUAACUAUGAGCUAAACUCGCAGGAGAGUCUGUGGUGGUGGUCUAUGAGGUAUGUAAUCAGACUGUUUGUUAAACCUUGGGAGCCUUUCCAGUCUGUUAAGUAACUAUACAUAGUAAUGAGACCAUUUUUUAAAAACCGUUUAUGUAUAUUUAUGGACAAAAAAAUAGUCUGUUUUAUUCCUAUGCCAUGGGUAAAUGCUGCUGCCUGAUAUUUGAAUGGUUAAUUAAAAUAUACAACAAAAGGUACAUAGGCAACUUCUACCUAUCUGUAAGUAUGUGGUUAUCUGAGCUUUACGUGCGUAAGAAGUGUAGGAUAUUAUCCAUUCUUUAUGUUCUGCCUUAUUUCAUGUACGUGAGGUAAGGAUGAUCAUUCAGUUUUUCCUUUUGUAUAUUUGAAAGUCAUGUUUCUAAUUUUCUAGAGCAUCUGUUUGUCUAUCUUCUUGAGCUUUGUCUAAAAGUCUCUUCCUUUUCACAUUGUGACAGAUUGCAGUUAGGUUUGGUUUUAUUUUUCUUCAGGAUAUUCAUUCAGUAUUGCUCCAAAAAGCAUCCGCACAGUUACAGUGUGAGAACCAUGAGGGUUAGGCCCUUUUGCUGGGCUAUCUCCUGUUAAUUGCUCUUCUUCGUUACCCUGACAGCUGUUACUGUCUGUUCCAGAUUACAUGAAUGAGACCUCUCUUUAUAAAAUGUCAAGAUGUCUACAGGGAAGUUAGAUCAGACUCUUUGAAAUACAUUUGUUACUCCUCUGUACCUAUCAAGCCUCAGUUAAGUAAUUUGGUAUUAAAAUUUUUUUUUUAUACACAGGUUAUUUUCUGAUCUAUGUCAGUAAGAGAGUGCAUCUAAUUCUGCUUGAGUAAUGUAACAUUAUUGAGUACAAUGAAAACACAUGGGAUGUGUUCCUUUAAACUAGUAUCUUCAGCUGUUAGCACCUAGCCCGCAUGUGACAAAGGAAGAUAAAAACCUCAGCACCUGUGCCUUAGUUCCCAAUUUAGUGCAAGAAAAUGGUAAGAACUGAGUUUACCAAAAUGUUGUGUACUGAAUAGGACUGUUACCCACCUGAGUCCAUGGAUAGUUCAUGCAUUCCAGAGCUACUGUUUUGGAAUACGUUCAUUUUAUCUUAACUGCUAUUAACAGAAACAUUCACGUCAAGGUGGUCAAGCAGACAACAGUAUGAAGGACAGCCUGUGGGGGUUUGGGUUGGAAUGCUGCCACAUUGAACCCAGAGACUGAGUAAAGUUGAAGGAAGAUAAUGACAUCUGAAGAAAUCUGUUCGUGAUCCUAAAAAAAAUAUAAGCUUGGCUGGUUUGGUCAAGUUUACUUAUUUUUAUUAUUUUUAUUAUGUGGAUAAAAGUGGUCUAUUUUUGGUGUGUGCUGACAGUUGAAGUGUUUCUCACCUGGACUGUUGUUGGUAUUUGAUCACUGCAAGAAGUUUGAAAGGAGCACUUAUUUCCUAGGAACUGUAUUCUUUUUACUUUUUUUUUUUUUUUCCAAUGAUGAUUCUAAAAGAUGAUUUAGUCUCAUUAAAUUUUAAUCCCAGUAUAGCUCUCUGUAGCUUCAGUACUAUCAGAGAGAGCUGAUAGUUCUCUCAGGGUCAGAAUUAAAUAGAAUCACAUUGUCUGUGCAGAGAGGUUCUGUCUCCUGGGCUGUAAUUGGCACAUGUGGUCAAUUAUUGUUUUGAAAUUUCUGAUUGUACUGUGGCACAAUCCCUCAUCUCCACUUUUAGACAGGUGAUGGCUAUGCUAUCCCUAACUUAGGCCAGUGUCUAAAUAAUGUCAGAAUAGAAAUCAAGGUUCUGAGGCCAGAGUAAUUUGUAUUAGAGGAAAGCUGACAAUCUUGUCUGGAGGCAUAAUGUAGGUCAUAACUUUUAAGUGGUGUCUUUGUCACGACAGUGGAUUGACAGGAACCAAAUACAGAGGUUAUCCAAUUGACUGGUAGUCUAUUUAAUGGAAUACCUCAUUGUGGUGAAAACGUGCAGUGGGGACGUCCUGCUUCCUCCUUAGUUAGCACUGGAGGAGAGAGUUCUGAAAAUGUGGGUUAAAAUUGUUUCUAUGCUUGUUGAUUAAACUUUUACGGUACUUUGUUGAUUUGUUGUUGUUUUUAAAUUUGCAAAUCUUUGACCUUUAGAAGUAGGAAUUCAGAUAGAAUAUUGGAUAUCUUUGUCAUGUGUUUUUCUGAUCACCUUAGUUAAUCUUAAUUUGCUCUUUGCCACUUUAUUUCACACAGCUUGAUCCUCUCUCAUUUUGCAGCUUCCCCUCAUACUCACGUUCCAGUAGAAGAUGAUGCAACGCAUGUAAUUAAAGUGUAGGAGUAUCUUGAAAAUGGUCCCUUAUUUUCUGAACUGAAAUUUUACCAACGGGCUGCAAAACAAGAGCAAAUAAGAAAAUGGAUGACUCUCAAAAAAAUAAGGUGCUUAGGAAUCCCAGUGUUUUGGGGAUCAGGCUUGGCUGAGCACAAAGGAAAAAGCUAUAGAUUCAUGGUCAUGGAGAGACUGGGGGAAGACCUUCAAAGAAUCUUUCAAGACUGUGGAAGCAGAUUUAAGAAGGAGACUGUUCUACAACUUGGGGCACGAAUGCUGGAUACUCUGGAAUAUAUACAUGAAAAUGAGUAUGUUCAUGGUGACAUUAAAGCAGCAAAUCUGCUUUUAGGCUACACCAAUUCACAUGAGGUUUAUCUUGCAGAUUAUGGACUUUCCUACAGAUAUUGUCCCAAUGGGAACCACAAACAGUAUCAGGAAAAUCCUAGGAAGGGCCAUAAUGGGACAAUAGAGUUUACCAGCAUAGAUGCCCACAAGGGAGUAGCCCCGUCCAGACGAGGUGACCUUGAAAUCCUUGGCUACUGCAUGCUGCAAUGGUUAUGUGGGAAACUACCGUGGGAGCACAACCUGAAGGACCCCGUAGCUGUCCAGACUGCAAAAACAAAACUUAUGGAUGAGCUCCCACAUUCAGUGAUGGAAUGGAAUUCUUCUGGAAGCAGCUGUAGUGAACUAUCCAAGUUUUUGGUGUGUGUUUAUGGCUUAGCUUACGAUGAAAAGCCGAAGUACCAAGAGCUUAAGGAAAUCUUGCUGGAUGGACUGGAGAUGAGCGGAAUUCCCUAUGAUGGCCCUCUGGAAUUUUCCAGUGCAGGAUGCACACAAAAUCACUGUGCUGCUAAAGCAUCAAAAGUUCGCUUACCAAAGCCUAUGCCAAAACCAGCUCAACAGAAGCAAAAGAAGAUGGAAAGUGAGGAAAACAUCUGUCAAAACAGGGCCUGGACUCGAGCAAGAGGCAGACUGCUCCAAGAUGAAGAAAAGCCAAGUAACUUAAACCAGACACUUCCCCAAACAGAGCCUCAGCAGGUUCACUUGCCAAAGCCUUCACCAAACCCAGUGAAACAGAAGCAGAAGAUGAAAGAGGAUGCCUUUAAGUACCCAAGCAGGCCCCAAGCUCAGAUAACGCACAGGAAAUCCCAUGCUGAAGAGAAGCCAAUGAAACUGAACAGCACCAUUCAGGAGACUGACCCACAAAAGAAAGACACAGGAAGAGAAUUACCACCACUCAGCCCCCACGCAUCAUUCUUGGAAUCCAGAAGGAAACUAGAUCAGCUUUUAACUACAAGUCAUCCACUGUCUCUGCAAGAACCUGGUCUUUCUGUAUCCACUAUAUUUAGGCUUGCAUUUACUGAAGAAAGAUACCACUACAGUAUAGCUAUACUUGUACUUUUGUUUCUGAUAUUACUUUCCUUGUAUUUUCUUUGACAUCGCCAUUUCGUUGU